Molecule: messenger RNA, 597 nt
Organism: Medioppia subpectinata
Lineage: Eukaryota; Metazoa; Arthropoda; Arachnida; Sarcoptiformes; Oppiidae
Source: the annotation of a GenBank genome assembly
AUGGAUUCCACCCCCAGGGGUCGGGCCAUUAUAAUAGUUACUCAAUCUGAGUUGGCCAACGAAGCCGAACAAUUCAAAUCAAUAUUCACACAAUUACUAUUUGAAACAGAGGUUUAUUCGCUGAUCACAUGUGACGAGAUUCAAAUUAAACUGACCCAGUUGGCAAAUACUAAUGAAUAUAAUGGCAAUGCUUUUAUCAUGAUGUUUAUUGGCAACGGCUAUAACGAAAAUAUAAUAGGCUAUAGAGAGCCGAAUGACACGCAAUGGCCGCCAGAGAAUCACAAUCUGUUGCCUAUCAGUGAUAUUGUGGCCACAUUUGCUUGGACUCGGGCACCAGUAUUACGAGAUAAGAUCAAAGUGUUUAUUUUCAACUGCGACCGCUUAAGGUAUGGAUCCUGGUGUAAUCUUGUUGGCGGUCCUAUUGGUUAUGUCACUCAUUUCGGUCAAACAUUUAGUCACACAAUAGCGCAGUACUCGUCAUAUAAAAGCCUUAUUGAGAUGUUUGUUAUGACACUAAACCGUAUGGAAGACGAGUUAACGGAGAGAAGGUUAUGGCAAUUGCCAGAAAUUAAUAUGUUUGAAACGACUAAGGAUUUU